AUGUGGCCCUUUGGAGGUUCUCAACAUAGGCAGAUCUGCCGACGAAAGCAAGAUGAACGAGCCUCUCGUAUAGCAAAUCUUCCUUCAUCUUAUCAAGGUCCGCUCUCAUCCUCGGAGCGCUCUAUCUUGGAUGCACCCAUUGAUGAACUCGUCCAAAAUGUUCAGAGCUCCUCUCAAUCACCCACUGAUAUCCUCCGCGCCUAUGGCAAAGCUGCUGUCAAGGCCCAGGCAGCCACGAAUUGUGUCACGGAGAUCAUGUUCCCGCAGGCCGAAACCUGGAUCUCUGAUGGUAGUAUCAAUCUCAAAGGUCCUCUGGCCGGUAUUCCUGUGAGCUUGAAGGAUUCCAUCAUCGUGGGAGGUUGGGAUGCCAGUGUUGGAUACUCUGGUAAAUGCUUCAAACCUCAUGGGAAAGAUGGUGCAAUGGUGAGACUACUCAAAGAUGCUGGUGCGGUACCAUUUGUCAAGACCGCUCUUCCGAUUACCCUGCUAUCUUUUGAGAGUACGAAUGAUGUUUGGGGGAGAUGCACGAAUCCUCAUAACAAGAACUACUCUCCAGGCGGCAGUACGGGUGGUGAAGGCGCACUUCUGGCUUUCGGUGGCUCGAGGAUCGGUAUCGGAAGUGAUGUCGCUGGUAGUGUCAGAGCUCCUGCACAUUUCAGUGGAUGCUUCUCACUGAGAUGCAGCACAGGAAGAUGGCCAAAAUACGGUGUUGACACUUCUAUGCCUGGUCAAGAAGGUAUCCCUAGUGUUUUCUCGCCCAUGACGAGGACACUUGGAGAUUUGGUAUACUUUACGAAGAGUUUGAUCGAGAUGAUGCCGUGGAAGUAUGAUCAGAGUGUUCAUCCUUUGGCCUGGAGACAGAAUGUAUACGACGACUUCAAGGACAAGAAGAAGUUGAGAGUCGGUGUACUCAGGACUGAUGGCGUUGUCGAUCCUUCUCCUGCUUGUGCGAGAGCACUUCAGACGACCGUCGAUGCGCUGGAACAACAAGGUCAUGAGUGUUUCGACCUUACUUUGCCCACCGCACCCUAUGCACCCCUCGACGCUCUGGCCAUCGCUUCACAACUUCUCAAUGCAGAAGGUACGCGAACCUAUACUGGUUUCUUCUCCCGCGGCGAAACAAACGAUGCAGGAGCCACUCAACUGUCUUUUUGGAUGAACCUUCCUUCCCCUCUCCGCUGGCUCUAUGUCAAAUACCUUCGCUAUAUCCGUGGCGAUGCUGUUUGGUCUCGUCUCUUGGAGUCACUUCAUGAGAAAUCGGCAUACGAAAACUGGCAAUUGGUAUAUCAACGCGAGAGCUUCAAGAACGUAUGGUUUGACUGGUGGACUUCGCUUUCCUCAGCAUCGGGUGCGGAAGUUGAUAUCCUACUGACACCUCCAAACGCAACACCAGCAGUUCCUCACGAUGGUAUGCGCGAUGCCAUAGCCUCUUGUGGUUAUACUUUCCUCUUCAACCUGUUAGACUACACUUGUGGCAUUAUUCCCGUCACUAAGGUGGAUGGUGCCAAGGAUGCUUUGACCAAGGAUUUUGUAGUCAAUAACAAUGGGGUUGCAAGGGGUGCGUUUAUGCAUUAUGAUGCUAAGAAGAUGGAGGGGUUACCUGUUGGUGUACAAGUUGUAGGGAGGAGGUUGGAGGAGGAGAAAGUGCUUGCUGUCAUGGAAAGAGUUGAGAGUGCUUUGAGAGAUGCGGGGAGUGUGUAUGACUUGUUGGAGGUGCCUUAG
Molecule: messenger RNA, 1722 nt
Organism: Aureobasidium subglaciale EXF-2481
Lineage: Eukaryota; Fungi; Ascomycota; Dothideomycetes; Dothideales; Saccotheciaceae
Exons: 2
Coding region: 1-1722 (573 amino acids)
Source: RefSeq, a predicted model, not a curated record